Messenger RNA from Penicillium diatomitis, 1278 nucleotides. RefSeq lists its product as uncharacterized. Bases 1 to 1278 code for a protein of 425 amino acids. The transcript has a single exon. The record is from RefSeq and is a predicted model, not a curated record. Lineage: Eukaryota; Fungi; Ascomycota; Eurotiomycetes; Eurotiales; Aspergillaceae.
AUGUCUCGAUCAACAAACCGGCCAUCAAGUCCACUUGCACCAGCAGCCGAAAUCCUUGUUCCGGCAACCCCAACGCGCAGAAGUACUCUUUCCCCAUCGCCCGAUCUCAGUGUGGCCGCGCGAGAACGGUCCUUUCAAUCAGAACAAAAAGUCAUGUCUCCCCCUGCCCUGUCGUCAUCAGAUAUGACUCCGCCACCCUCAACACAAAUUCCUGGAGCACCGCGGCGCGGUUCCAGUUCGCGCUCUCUCAGCCCCGCCGCAGUCCCCUUUGCGAACUUGGAGAAAUCACUCUGUGACGCAUACGGCGCAUCCGAGAACCUCCCUUCUACAGAAGAGAUCGACUCAGCCAACGAAACUCGCCUGCGUCAACUUGCGAAGGACCUGUUGGCUGUCGCGCAAGAAGCCCGCAUGUCGGCAUUGCACUUUAAAUUGCAAAACAGUCUUGUUUCAUUCGCGAGUAGCGAAGCAGUCAAGCGCGCUGAAGUCGAGCAGCAACUUGCCAAGCGCGAGGUCGAGAUCCUUCGAAGCGCUGAAUACCGGAGUCGCUCACGCCCCGCAGAGCCGCUGACUCCACGACCUUCCAAUCCGGUGUCCCACGAAGAUUAUAUCACCGUCCUUCACCGAUCACAAGAACUGGAGAAUGCCAAUCUGAUAUUGGAUCGCCGUCUCCGCCAUGCUAAACGGGUCAUUGACGAUGCGUCAGCUCGAACCGCAGAGCUGAAAGAGCAAAAUGCGAUGUUGAAACGUCGCAUUCAAGACAACCGACAACAUUUCUCGCAAUUGUAUAACUACGGGGCGAUGUCUCCCAGUAUGCAGAAUGAACUGCAUACCUUUUGCCGCGGAGAGCAUACUGAUGGUCUGGCGGCGCUCCUCUUUGCCGAUAAAUUCACCAACCGCAUCCGUGAACCCCACGGCGCCUAUGGCACUCAAUCCUCAGUUCCCACUACUCCCAAUCAACCAUGCACGGCCCGAGACGAGCGCAACCACUCAAGUUCCAGCACACAAGCACGCGACCAGUAUGACAGCGACAGCACCGUGUCGUUGUCAGCCCCUGAAUCCGAGGACGAAGUCAAGCGAGUCAAGCCCCAUCAUGAGCCGGCGCGGAUAACUGCCCCCAAGACCAGUUCAUUGCUGCAGACCAAGCUCUUUGGGCAGGUAAAGAAGCCAAAUGUUGAUCGUGCCUCGGCAUCAAAGCGUAAAGCUAGUUCAGGCGAAAACAGUCCAGCCAGCAAGAGAUCCAGAGGCAAUGCUGGAGUGGGGCUGGGCAUCGAGACUUAG